Messenger RNA from Parathielavia appendiculata, 1785 nucleotides. RefSeq lists its product as uncharacterized. The transcript has a single exon. NCBI's taxonomy places the organism in Eukaryota, Fungi, Ascomycota, Sordariomycetes, Sordariales, Chaetomiaceae. The record is from RefSeq and is a predicted model, not a curated record. The coding region runs from base 1 to 1785 and encodes 594 amino acids.
AUGGUGUCGUCGCAUCGCAGUGACGGGGUCACUUCGUUGACGCUGCGGGGGCCGUCGUCCGUGGUCGGGACCAGCUCCAGCGGCCGGGGGACGGGGUUACACGGUUCGUCUCGAUCGCGACGAUACAACCGUUCCCACGCCGGCGGCGCCUCCUUCAUACCGCAGAACGAGUUCCCCGUCUUCAGCCACAGCGGCGAUGUCGAGAUCGUCGUGCGUGUUCCAACCGGGCACGAGAACCGCUAUCUCCUCCACCGACAUAUCCUCACGCGCUGUUCCGGCUUCUUCGAGGCCAGCACGAGUAACGAAUGGUCGCGCGCCCAACCGGUGCCGGAGCUGCCAGCUCCAGGGACGGCCGGCGCGAUAGAAGCGGGUGGCGCAUGGGGCGGGGAGCUUGCGCGGAUAGACGAUCGAGGGGGCAGCAGUGAUGAAGGGGGCAAACCAGGGCCGGUGUCUUCGGCGCAAACCAAGAAAAGGUGGAGGUAUGAGCUUGACUACGGGUCAGAUGACAACGAUAUACCGAUGCUGGUGCAGAAGGAGGAAAACAACAUCAACCCGCCACCAGCCGCGAGCUCGAUAUUCGGCGGCGCACCGUCCGGUCACUCUUCCAGCCGACACUCACAUCACAAGUCAGCGUCACAUUCUUUUUUCCGAUCCGUUGCGAACCUGACACUAUCGCACACUACUUCCCUACCGCCCCCAACCCCAGAAGAGCAGGAUCUAUUACGGGACUAUGACAACCUCUUCCGCAUCAUGUACAACUACCCACCGAACCUCGACGGCAUCAACAUCGCCGACGGCUACGUCCAGUGCAAGUCGCUGCUCACCCUCGCAGACCAGUACGACGCCCUCGGCGUGGUCGGCCCGCGCGUCGACCACCACAUGCUCCAGUUCCAGUCGCGCCUGUGGAAGCAGAUCGCAAAGUACCCCAUCAGCUACCUCCGCCUCGGCUACCUCGCCCGGUCCAAAGUCAUCUUCCAGGAGGCUCUGAUUCACGUGGUCGGCCAGUGGCCGGCCGGCGAGCGCUCCAUCCGCGCGGCCCUUCCCGAAACAGUCGUCGACAUCAUCGAGGACAAGGUCGACGAGCUCGAGGAGACGGUUAGCCGCGUCGAGGCUCGCCUUUUUCGACUGACGUUGACCACCCGCUCGGGCGAGCGCGUCACGCCCGCCACGGGGUACCUCGACUGGCUCGCAGUCAGCCUCUUUCGCCAGUGGCUCGCGGACAACACCUCGCCUAGACCACCGAUGAUGAUGUCGGCACCCGUUCUUCCGAAUGACCGCAGGGGCGCCGGCAACAACGCUCUUGAUUCCUCCGCCGCUGCGGGGCCGAGGAGCAGGUUGGGGAGUACCAGCAGCGGCAGCGGAGGGAGCGCGGCAAACGGCCGGUCUUCGGGGAAUCAUCACCACAGCGGCCAGGCCCACGGCAAUAGGAACAUGCAGGUUGCGCACCCAGGCAACGCGCCGCCGAUACAACAACCCACGCUUGCGUCGCUGGGGCGGACGUACAGGUUGCUCGGGGCCGGGCCCGAGGAGAAGAUUGGGGGUUACCUGGGCCACGACGAGUGCAAGCGGUUUCUGAAACUCACGCCGGAGCUGUAUACCCGGGAUAACCUGCGCAAGUUUGAGAAGAGGAUUGACGAGUUGAAAACCAUGGCGCGCGAGGUGGUCCGGCCGCUGAUGGGGAGCGGUUUGGAGUUGGAGAUGGUUUAUGGGGCCGGGGCUGCCGGGAUCGGGUACUUGACUUGUACUACGGUCAGGGAUAGGGAUUUGCCGUGGGCUUAUGACUGA